GAAUGUGAGAGAGGCCUGAGAGAGUGGGGGAAAAGGAGAGAGAAGAAAAGUAUACACCUCUGCACAUUUCCUUUCAUUUCAGUUUGUCUAUCAUUCAGUGAACUUCCUGUCAUCGCAUUGCUUGAGUUUGAAAUGGAACGCUGGCUGCAGCUGCUGGUGCUUUUUCUGGGCCUGCUUCUCGUUAACACAGACACAGAUGUCCAAAAACAACCUGUCUCAUCCACCAGUCCUCCAUCAACCAAUACAACAACGUCCGCCACUGUGCCCAACUCCAGUUCCAUAGCUCCAUCAACAAGAGCAGUGGUCACUCCUGCACAGCCAUCCCCUGAGUUGGUCUUGGUGAAAGUGAAAUGGUCAACCCAGAAUCCAUGCAAGGGGUCUGUCCACCUCACCUGGCCCGACGGUGAAGAUAAAUGUGUCUGCAAGGAAAGUGCAUACAAGAGCAAACUCGUCGGCCUCUGUCACAAUACGAAAUGUGGACAUUUCCAGAGCUGGGUAACCUCUAGGCCUGUGACCUGUGACGGCCUGCAUAUUCUUGGUAAUGGGAAUAUAACACGGAGGAAUUGCGCGGCACUCCAUGUUCAGUGUACAGGCUGCAGCGGGGAGGUGGUUGCCUACAAGGUCAUCACAGGUCUGCUUCUAGUCCUGGUGCUGGGGGUCCUUCUGCUCCGCUUCGGGAAACCUACAUACAACGCCCUCCGCAAAAGACUGAGGGGGCAGAGGGGGCAGACGCGAUGGAUUGGCCCUACGCAAAGCCAAAGUGUGUACUAUAACAGAGAACAACAGGCCGGCCUGCAACCCAACAACAACACAUUCAAAAGACACUCCUAUCCAGCAGCCUUAGAAAAGCUCACAGUGACGUCAAGCAGAGAGCCUUCGUCUAACCGGAACAGCGACUAUUCGUACAAUUAAAUGAGAAUCUUUUUCAACGUUUUGUUGUCAUUAUCUUCAUCACCAAAGUGUUAUUUAUCUGAGUGAUGCUGGCUUUAUUUUGUAUUGUGCAUUUUACACUUUUUUUUUGGAGGGGGGGAGGGGAUUAAUUUUCAUAACCAUGUACAUAAAAUUAUCUUUCUUUGAAUUGCAUUUUCUGAAAUAAAGCCCAUUCCUGAGAAAACACAAACUCG
Molecule: messenger RNA, 1124 nt
Organism: Sardina pilchardus (European sardine)
Lineage: Eukaryota; Metazoa; Chordata; Actinopteri; Clupeiformes; Clupeidae
Gene: cd5
Exons: 7
Coding region: 133-912 (259 amino acids)
Source: RefSeq, a predicted model, not a curated record